Messenger RNA from Manis pentadactyla (Chinese pangolin), 1800 nucleotides. RefSeq names its product disintegrin and metalloproteinase domain-containing protein 8. Bases 1412 to 1672 code for a protein of 86 amino acids. The record is from RefSeq and is a predicted model, not a curated record. The transcript has 5 exons. Lineage: Eukaryota; Metazoa; Chordata; Mammalia; Pholidota; Manidae.
GGUUGAAGAUAUCAGGAGGCCUCAUGGGACCAAACCCAGGCCUAGUGCCCCUGCUUGCCGUCCAGAGAGCUGGGCUGGGCCGCCUCAGCACCAGUAGCCCUCAGCCACUGCAUUUGUUCUGGGCACCAGGGGGCAGCACAGCCCGAUGGGAUGAGGGGGUUGGGUCGUGGGUGUGCCUGCCAGGGGCCCUUUGCUCCUGUGUGGUGCCCCUCCCUUCCUGCUGUGGGCCUCUCUGGGAUCACUGCCCUCCCUGUGCCUACCUCUCAGUUUGGCCCCUCUGCCCACACUCCUGGCCAAGCCUCCCCUAUCUGCUGAUGCGUGCGUGCGUGCGUGUGUGUGUGAUUUGUGAAGUUCCAUUCUGAUUACAUGCUCCAGGUGAUCUUGGCAGGGCUCCUCGAGACAGUCCAGGCUUCACAGCUCUGUCCCCAUGGGGCAGAGUGUGGGCAGUUCUUGCCCUGGCCACCGCCUUGCAGGGGCACAGCUGGGGGCUCUGUUCCCUGCCAGUCUGCAGGAUGUGCAGGCGUGAUGUGUGCACAGAUUUUCCAGAGUCAUGGCACUAUUCAAAGGCUCACCAGUGAGCAGAGGCACCUGCUGGCCCUCAGCUUGGGGCUGCCUGCCUGGCCCUGAGGCCCAGAAACAGUGUCCCUGUCCUGGGUGCUGGUAGCCAGUGGUGACGGGAGGGGAGUGGUCAGUGGUGGGUCCUGUGGGCUGAGUAGGGGAUGGCCGGCCCUAAGGCCAGCCUGUCAGCUGGGAGAGGAAGCGUGUGUCCACAGCAGCUAUGUUUUUGCUGAUCCAGACUUGCUGCCUUCGAACUCUUCAAAUCAUAUGCAACAUGACUGAGGAGAGAAGUAAAAUUGCCAGGAGCAUUUGUGUUUACGUGGCUUUGCUUUAUGACAGAUGCUUGCCCUCCAGGACCCCCACUGUGGGUCCAGCCCCUGGCCAGCAGGAACCCCAGGGCUUUCUGUUGCCCAGGAAGUCAGAGAACACACCCACCUGCCUCAAACCCCUGGCACAGCCUUUCACAGACACUUCCUCUCCAAGGGCUCCUGGGCCACACCUCACCUCGGGGCUGGCCCCUCACCGCUCCAGGGAGGGGCCCGGGAAGUCUGUGCUCCACCCACCUUAAUUCAGCCUGGUCCUUGAAGCUUUCACCACGUGCUGGAUACAAACCGCUUAGUGGCCCAAAACUGAGCAGAAAUUGGAAAAGACGGGGGAGCUAUACUCUCUCCACAGGUAUGGCCCCGCCCUCCGUAUCCGGGGCUGAUUGGCUGUCAGCUGAGGGCUGGUCAAGGGGCGGGGUGCGCCGGCAUGGGCCUCUGAUCAGAUUGCUAGGGCCGGACGGAGCAGGGAGCGCAUCCUGGACCGGGCCCUGGACCCAGUGCCCGCGCGGGCCCCCCACCCCCUGCCAGCCAUGCGCGGCCUUGGCCUGGGGCUGCUCGGCAUGCUGUGGCUGCAGGUGGUAGCCCCCAGCGACCCCCUGCCCCACGUGGAGCAGUAUGAGGUGGUGUGGCCCCGGCGCCUGCCAGGAGCCCGUGCCCGCAGAGCCCUGCCCUCCCACUCGGGACUGUACCCCGACAGUGUGAGCUAUGUCCUUGAGGCCCGAGGACACACUUUUACCCUGCAUCUGCAGAAGAACAGGGACUUGGUGGGCUCAGGCUACGCAGAGACUUAGACGGCGGCCGACGGCUCCCAGGUGACAGAGCCGCUACCGAGGCAGGACCACUGCUUCUACCAGGGCCACGUGGAGGGGCAGGAGCACUCGGCCGCCAGCCUCAGCACCUGUGUUGGCCUCAGGUGGGU